CGGCCAUCUCUCCUCAUUGUCCUUUCAAUUAAAUUAACCCCUUCGAUUCUACAGACAUUUCAUUUUCCAUCCUCAGAUCCCUCUGUCAUUCUACUUGUCCUGCUGGCUCGAUCUGUUGCUCCUGCAAGAGAAGAUGAGCAAGAAAAUAGCGGUGAAACUGGAUCUACACGAUGACAAGGAAAAACAGAAGGUCUUGAAGGCCGUCUCUACUCUUCGUGGGAUCGAUUCCGUUGGACUGGACAUGAAAGAGCAAAAACUGACCGUAGUCGGAUCGGUCGACCCUAUCGACGUCGUGAAGAAGUUGAGAAGGUCAUGGAAGGCCAUCAUAGUCUCCGUUGGGCCUGCAGAGGAGAAGAAGGCAGAGCCGAAGAAAGAGGAAGGGAAGAAGGAAGUGAAGAAGAAAGAGGAGCCCAAAAAGGAAGAGAAGAAACCCGAUCCCCACGAGCAACUGUUAGCUGAGCUUGUCAACGCAUAUAGAGGCUAUAAUACUCAUAUGAACAACCAUUACUAUGUGCAGUGGGUCGAGGAGGAUCCAAAUGCUUGCACCAUCCUCUGAUCGAUACGUUUAUUAUACAGGAUAUUGUAAGAAUAAGAAUAGGAAGAGAGUAAAAAAUUAUAUGAAAGUAAUAAAAUAUAUUGUUCAUUGAUAUAUGUUAA
This is a messenger RNA of Zingiber officinale, 657 nucleotides long. Its product is annotated as heavy metal-associated isoprenylated plant protein 39-like. Bases 134 to 556 code for a protein of 140 amino acids. The record is from RefSeq and is a predicted model, not a curated record. The transcript is spliced from 3 exons. Gene Ontology annotation, molecular function: metal ion binding. Lineage: Eukaryota; Viridiplantae; Streptophyta; Magnoliopsida; Zingiberales; Zingiberaceae.